This is a messenger RNA of Carassius auratus (goldfish), 1974 nucleotides long. Its product is annotated as immunoglobulin superfamily member 2-like. The transcript is spliced from 7 exons. Gene Ontology annotation, cellular component: membrane. The record is from RefSeq and is a predicted model, not a curated record. The coding region runs from base 7 to 1974 and encodes 655 amino acids. Lineage: Eukaryota; Metazoa; Chordata; Actinopteri; Cypriniformes; Cyprinidae.
UUAAGGAUGGUAGACUUUUGGUGCCAAAAGUGGAAGCUGCCACUAUUGUUGUGUCUCACAGGACUGCUGCAGUGGGAUCUGUGCAGUGGUCAGAUUCAGGUCCAGAUCCAGAAAGGUCCUCUGUAUAGAAUGAAAGGAUACCCCAUCUCCAUAUCCUGUAAUGUUACAGGGUUUACAGGACCAUCUGAGCGGGAUUUUGAGUUCAUUCUCAAGAAACAAAAUAUGGAGUUUAAUAUGAUCAGUACCAGUGACCCAAACUUUGCCUACGGAAUGUUCUCUGAUAGAAUAAGAAAAAAAGAGAUUUAUAUUGAAAGGCUGUCAGGAUUUUCAGUUAUCUUGUGGAUCAAAGAUUUGCAGGAGAGUGAUGCAGGUGAUCUGCUCUGUGCGACCCUACACACAGGUGGUGAAUAUUUCGGAGAUUAUGGUGCUGAGUCAAAGCUUAAUGUGAUAGCAGACACCCUGGAGGCAUCGUACUCGGGCUCUCCCUCACAGAGCUUGUCUGAAGGGGAUCCUCUUCAGCUUGAGUGCCAGGUCUCCAGCCAGACUUGUCAACACUCUCAUCUGUCGGUCACCUGGUUUCUUCAUGGUGAAGAUGAUGAAAACCCCUGGCCAAUCAUUACUCUGGACAAAGAUCUGACUGUAAAGCCAGGAGCUGGAUUUGAGGAUCGCUAUCGUGCUGGUCUUAUCAGCAUGGAUAAGGUGGAGGACACAACCUACAGACUGAAGAUGCCUCAAGUGCAGCAGUCCGACCAGGGGAAGUUCUUCUGCAAAGCCAUUGAGUGGAUCCAAGACCCAGACCAUUCCUGGACACAGAUUGCCCACAAAACCACCAAAGCAUGUGAUGUGGAGAUUAAACGAAUCGAAGUGGUCCCUGAUGCAGAGAGUAAUCGGGCGGUGGUCAUGCUGAUGAAUGAUGCGGUGACUGAGGGAGAUGCACUACAUGUCUCCUGCUCAGUGUCAGGAUUCAAGGGUCCUUUAUCAGUGUCAUGGCAACACAAGAAAGCCCUGGGGGCUUUCUUCAGUGAUGUCGUUAGUCUGACCCAUGAGGGAGUGAUGAAAGAUGUUGGGGCGAGGUAUCAGAGCAGAAACGUCCAGACAUUUCAUUCUCCAGCUGGAAGCUUUACUCUACAGCUUGGUGCUUCUUCUAUAUCUGACAGCGGAGAAUAUAAGUGCAUUGUGUCUGAAUGGACAGUACAGAGCAAUGGAGAGAUGAAAGCCAUCACCCAAUCUCAGCAAAAAGCCAUUACAGUUAAAUCUGUUGAAUCUCUAAUGGCGGUGAGCUUGACAAGUCGUACAACAAAUCUAUCUAUAGAUUCUUCAGUACAACUGCUAUGUCGAGUCAGAGGGCCUAAAGUGUCUUUGGCUCUACGCUGGAUGUUUCAGCCCCACAAUUCAGCUGCUCAAAUAAAUAUUUUAUCCAUAAGUCACACUGGAGAAAUGGAAUGGAGAGCAGAUCAGAGAAACUAUCAGCUGAACAUUCAAGCACAGCCGGGAGACACUUGUUUCACUCUCAUGGUGCCGAGAGCCAGCAAACAACAAGAAGGACAGUACCAGUGUCAAGUUGAUGCCUAUCAAAAGGAUGUACAGAAAGCCUUUAAGAACUCCAACCUGUUAGCUGUGAUUGUACACAAACCUGACAGCAAGAUGAGCCUGCUCUCACCCACUUCUCGUCUGGAAACCACUGUCGACACUGAUGCUAAGCUUGAAUGCUCAGUCAUGAAAACAACCACAAUUACGUCUCGUUUCACAGUAACAUGGAUGUUUGGGUCCCAGGUGCUCUUAACUAUGGACUUAGAUGCUGUUGUCAAGUUUGGCCCUGCAGCCGGCCUAGAGAUGGACCAGAGGAUCCGUUUGGAAAUAAGACAGAAACAGAACUUCCAGAUGACUAUCCAGCAGGUCAGAACAUCUGACAGUGGACAAUAUCACUGUGAGGUGGAAGAGUGGCUCCAGGAUCUGUGUUUUACACAAACAUAA